GGCAGCCUGCUGCACACCCUCCAGGUCGUGCUCAUCGGCGCCCCGGCCUUCAUUGUCUUCGGUUACAACCAGGCUGGGCUAGGCCCUCUGGCCCUCCUGGACAGCUGGGUCGAAACUUUCCCAGACAUCGACACCCUCAACACCGAAGGCGCGCUCAAGGACCACAACAACACCAGCAAGGGCGCCGUCAUCGCCGCGUUCCAGAUCGGUGCGCUGAUCGGUGCCCUCUCGACGACGUUCAUGUCUGACCGCUUUGGCCGUCGAAGGACGAUCUUUAUUGGUGCCAUCCUGACUAUCAUCGGGCAGGUCCUGCAGGUGGCAUCGUACGAUCUUGCUCAGUUUGUUGUUGGCCGCGUCAUCCUCGGUUUGGGUGUCGGUCAGUUUAGUGUCGCUGUCCCCGUCUGGCAGAGUGAGUCCUCCGCCGCGAAGAACCGUGGCCAGCACGUCAUUCUCGAUGGAAUGUUUAUGUGCCUGGGUUACGCUCUCUGCAACUGGAUCGAUUUUGGUCUGUCAUACGCCGAGGGCACGACCCAAUGGCGUGUCCCGCUCGCUCUCUCGCUGCUCCCCUCCCUCAUGAUCCUGACCUCCGUCUUCCUCUUCCCUGAGUCUCCCAGAUGGCUCGUUCAGGUCAACCGGAUCGAAGCGGCCGAGAGCAGUCUCGCGACGUUGAAGGACCAGGCGACCCCCGAGGAAAUCCGCGCUGAAAUUGCCGGAAUCCACACCUCUCUUGAGUUGACAGCCCACUACAAGGGCUCGCUCAUGGAGAUCUUCAAGAAAGAUGACGAGGAGAGGCUGCUCUACCGCUUCAUCCUCUGCUUCAUGCUGCAGUUCCUCCAGCAGAUGUGCGGUGGGAACCUCAUCUCCGUGUAUGCGUCGACCAUCUUCGAGGAGAACCUCAACCUCGGCGAGAGCCUGUCGAAGAUCCUCGCCUCGUGCGCUCUCACCUGGAAGUUCCUGUGCUGUUUCAUCUCGUUCUUCGCGAUUGAUCGUCUCGGCCGCCGCGUUUGCUUCAUUGUCAGUGGCAGCGGUAUGGCUGCGUGCAUGCUCGCCCUGUCCAUCACCAACAGCAUGCCCUCAGACAAUCGAGGUGCGCAGAUUGCGUCCGCGGCCUUCAUCUUCCUCUUCAACCUCUUCUACCCGAUCGGCUUCCUCGGUGGGAACUUCCUGUACACGACCGAGGUCGCGCCGGCGCGCCUUCGUGUUGCCAUGUCUGCUGUUUCGACCGCCAACCACUGGCUGUGGAACUUUGUCAUCGUCAUGGUCACCCCCGUCGCUCUGAACACAAUCGGGUACCGCUACUAUGUCAUGUACACUGUGCUGUCGGCGUGCAUCCCGAUCUCGGUGUACUUCUUCUACCCCGAGACGAUGAACCGCAACCUGGAACUCAUCAACCAGGUCUUCCGCGAUGCGUCGUCGCCUUGGGAGAUUGUCUCGAUGGCCAGGAAGCUGCCAGAGGGCGAAGUCGCCGAGGCGCAAUUGGCGGCAGUCACCAAGGAGGGUGCUGGGGUGGAACAGAAGGAAAAC
Messenger RNA from Aspergillus versicolor CBS 583.65, 1524 nucleotides. RefSeq lists its product as uncharacterized. Gene Ontology annotation, cellular component: membrane. The annotation marks the transcript as partial. Gene Ontology annotation, molecular function: carbohydrate:proton symporter activity. The record is from RefSeq and is a predicted model, not a curated record. Lineage: Eukaryota; Fungi; Ascomycota; Eurotiomycetes; Eurotiales; Aspergillaceae. The transcript has a single exon. Gene Ontology annotation, biological process: transmembrane transport; carbohydrate transport.